AUGAAGGCCAUCUUUUUUACGGUGUGUCAGGCUCUUUGCCUUUACCUCAUUGUGUGUAUUGACAGUCGUCUGGACUCCCAGUGGCAGGCUUGGAAGAAGACUCAUGGCAAACAGUACAAGAAGGUAAGGGAGAGACACAAGGGGCAGAACCAGAGGCCGUCAGAAUGCCCCGAGGUGAUGGCUGCCUGCUUGUUCUCUUCUGAUGUCCAUCACGCUCGGCUUGGCUUUUCUAAAGAGAUGUCUGUGUUUCAGGCAAGUGAAUUGCAAAAAAGAAUAAUAUGGGAAGAGAACUUGAGGAAAAUUAAUGCCCACAACCUGAGGUACAAGAGAGGAAAAACAACCUUUAAGUUGGGAAUGAACCAGUUUGGAGAUCUGACCUCUUCAGAAUUUGCCAGUAUGCUGAGUUCCUAUUCUGUAAAUCACAUGAGGGACGGCACACUGUCUGCCGCAGAUCUGCGAAGUGCUGCCAGUAAGCUGAACCUCACCAGCAUCGAUUACAGGAAACUGGGUUAUGUCACACCCGUCGAAGACCAGGGAUCGUGUGGUUGCUGUUGGACUUUCAGCGCUGCUGGAGCAAUAGAGGGGCAAACCUUCAAGAAAACAGGCAAUCUGAUAACACUAAGCAAGCAGAAUCUUCUCGAUUGUUCAGCAUAUCUGGGGAACCAGGGCUGCUCAGGCGGUAGGCCCACUUUGGCUUUCCAGUACGUGAUCGAUAAUGGUGGAAUUCAGGCUGAGGCCACCUAUCCCUACACGAUGGCGGUGGGGUCCUGUCGUUUCAACAGCAGCAAGGUUGUCGCCACAGUGGCAGAUUACAAGUACCUCCCAAUUGGCAAUGAGCAGGCUUUGGCAGAUGCCCUGGCAACCAUCGGGCCAAUCUCAGUGGUUAUAGAUGCCAGUCAGAUCAGCUUUCAGUUCUACUUGUCUGGAAUCUACAAUGAUCCAAAAUGCUCCACAUUUAACCUAAGUCAUGCCAUGCUGGCAGUUGGUUAUGGAUUCCAAGGAAGUAGCAAUUAUUGGAUUAUUAAAAACAGCUGGGGCAAGCUGUGGGGUGUCGGUGGUUACCUGAUGCUGGCCAAGGACAAGAAUAACGUCUGUGGGAUCAGCCAGUAUGGAGCGGUCCCUUUUGUCUGA
This is a messenger RNA of Polypterus senegalus (gray bichir), 1131 nucleotides long. Its product is annotated as procathepsin L-like. The record is from RefSeq and is a predicted model, not a curated record. Gene Ontology annotation, cellular component: lysosome. Gene Ontology annotation, biological process: immune response. The transcript is spliced from 6 exons. Bases 1 to 1131 code for a protein of 376 amino acids. NCBI's taxonomy places the organism in Eukaryota, Metazoa, Chordata, Cladistia, Polypteriformes, Polypteridae. Gene Ontology annotation, molecular function: cysteine-type endopeptidase activity.